Messenger RNA from Anopheles maculipalpis, 609 nucleotides. Its product is annotated as zinc finger CCCH domain-containing protein 11A-like. Bases 180 to 608 code for a protein of 142 amino acids. Gene Ontology annotation, molecular function: metal ion binding. The record is from RefSeq and is a predicted model, not a curated record. The transcript has a single exon. NCBI's taxonomy places the organism in Eukaryota, Metazoa, Arthropoda, Insecta, Diptera, Culicidae.
GCCAUCCAGCAGGCACUAUCUCCACUCCUUGGGAAGCACCGUUUGGAUAAAAAGCAAUCAAGACGCCGAUCGUAACCGAGAAACUGCCCCGCAGACGAGGUCAAGCUUUGGGCUCAAAAAUUGCUCUUCGGUCGAAAAGGCAGCAGCCACCUCGUCGGAAGCUGGUCCAUCCACCAUUUAUGGACCUGCCGAGGAAUCUCCACGAUUGUUACUUCUUCUACUAUUCGACAUGUAAAAAGGGGACCAACUGCGAGUAUCGCCAUGAGCCGGCGGCACUCGGCCAUGAGAAAACCUGCAAGCUGUGGGCGGAAGGCAAGUGUUACAAUCGCACCUGCACCAUGCGUCACAUGAAGAUCGAAAAGCCGCGCUCGGCCACUCCAUGCUUUUGGGAGGAUCAGCCAGGCGGCUGUCGCAAGCCGCACUGUGUGUUUCAGCACAAGAUCCCGAAGCCCGCGCAGCCAACGACGAGCAAUGUGGGCGUUCCGGUACAGCCGGCAGCUGCUGCCGCCGCCGCAAACGCUGCUGCAGCACAUCUCAUGCACUCGACUUCAGCCGCCGCCGUCGUGCUGGACUACAACUAUGCAACCCUGCUGCCGAGAAUCAUCUAAA